AAAAAAAAACCCCCAAAAGCGUAACUCUCUCUCUCUCUCUCUCUCUCUUUAAAGCUUUCAAACAAGAAGAAGCAAAGAACUGCGAUACUCAUUUCUUCUCCAACUCUCUUUUCUUUUCAUCUUUUAUAAAAAUAAUUGAAUUUUUUUUCAAUUAUUUUUAAAAUAAUAAAAGUUCAUGUGAUCGGUUGUUAUUUUCUGAUCAGUUUGGAAUUUUUUUUACGGAUCGUCGUGAUUGUGGAAUUGUGUCGAUACGGUUUUUUUUUUGUUGUGUGUGUGAAUUGUGGAAAAUUUGGUGUAUGUAUAAUUGAUGAUGAUGGAGACGUGGGAGGGAGGGAGAGCGGUGGCGUUGGAAUUUCCGGUUAGUGAAACAUCGUCGUUUUCGCGUGUGCCGAGGAGGAUUCGGAAGAGGCUUCUUUCGGAGUGCAAGACUCCUACUGUGGAAGAAAUCGAAACCAAGCUUCGACACGCCGAUCUUCGUAGACAGCAAUUCUAUGAAAGUGUGUCGAGCAAGGCAAGAUCAAAGCCAAGAAGCCCUUCUAGAUCCUCAUCAAAUGAGGAAGACCCUGGUCAGCGCCUUGAAGCAAGGCUCCAAGCUGCCGAGCAGAAAAGCUCAUGGAUGGUGGAUCAACAGGUUGAACAUUUUGGCAAAGUCUCAGAUGCGCCUAGCCAAGUUAGAUGAGUUGCGGCAAGCGGCAAAAACUGGUGUAGAAAUGCGUUUUGAGAGGGAACGCAAGAAGCUUGGAACAAAGGUUGAAUCGCGGGUUCAGCAGGCAGAGGCAAAUAGAAUGCUUAUCCUUAAGACUUACAGUCAGCGAAGGGCAACCCAAAAUGAGAGAUCAUCACAAUCAAUGUUACGAAGGAUGGCUAGAGAAAGUAAAUAUAAGGAGCGUGUUCGUGCUGCUAUUCAUCAAAAGCGUGUGGCUGCUGAGAAAAAGCGAUUGGGACUGCUGGAAGCAGAGAAGAAGAAAGCCUGUGCUAGGAUUUUGCAAGUUCGACGAGUGGCUAAUUCUAUCUCUCAUCAACGUGAGGUUGAGAGGAGGAAAAUGAGAGACCAGUUGGAAGACAGACUGCAAAGGGCAAGGAGACAAAGAGCAGAGUACUUGAGGCAGAGAGGAAGGACACAGAAAUCUAUUCGAGUGAAUUGUACCAGGAUGCACAAACAAGCUGAUCUGCUUUCUCGAAAAUUAGCAAGGUGCUGGAGGCAGUUCCUUAGGCAGAGAAAAACUACUUUAGACUUGGCAAAAGCCUUUGAUUCCUUGAAAAUCAAUGGGAAAUCGGUCAAGUCGAUGCCAUUUGAGCAACUUGCCCUUCUAAUUGAAUCAAUAGCUACCAUUCAAACGGUGAAAGCUUUGCUUGAUCGUAUUGAGAGCCGCAUUAAGGCCUCUAGAGUUGGUGGUGCUUCUGAUCUCCUAUCCAGUUUGGAUAACAUUGAUCAUCUUCUCAAAAGAGUUGCUACUCCAAAGAGAAAGACCACUCCCAGGCCUUCUAUGAGAAGCAGAGAGGCUAAGACAGUUGCCACAGUGAGGGAGACUGCCAAAUAUCUUGCUAAAUCAUCGAGAUAUCCUGUCAGAGUAGUUCUUUGUGCAUACAUGAUAUUGGGCCAUCCUGAGGCAGUUUUAAGUGGUCACGGAGAGAGAGAGAUUGCUUUGUCCAAGUCUGCAGAAGCAUUUGUUCAAGAGCUUGAGUUGUUGGUAAGGAUUAUUUUAGAGGGUCCCAUAAAGAAUUCCGACAAAGAAUCUGGAUCUGCAUUGACCGAACGUUUGACCAUUAGGUCACAGCUCACAGCAUUUGACAAAGCAUGGUGCUCCUACUUAAAUUGCUUUGUGGUGUGGAAGGUAAAGGAUGCUCAGUUAUUGGAGGAGGACUUGGUAAGAGCGGCAUGCCAGCUUGAGCUCUCUAUGAUUCAAAAGUGCAAGUUGACUCCAGAAGGAGAUAAUACUGCUCUUACUCAUGAUAUGAAGGCUAUUCAAAGACAGGUUGUGGAAGAUCAAAAACUUCUAAGGGAGAAAGUUCAACAUUUGAGUGGAGAUGCUGGGAUUGAAAGGAUGGAAUGUGCACUAUCCGAGACACGGACUAAAUUUUUCCAAGCAAAGGAAAGGGGAAGUCCAAUUGGGUCACCACUUACCUCCUUUCUUUCUCCAAAUAUCCACGGUUCUCCUAGUUCUCCUAAUGCUCGAACGCAUAAUAGAAGCACUCCGACUCAGAAGCCAAACCGGGUUGUCCGUUCUCUGUUCAAGGAAGAUGGCACAACCCCUUCUAAAAGUCAUGGUUCCUCUGUGGCUAGCAGCAGCCAUUCAGAUGCUCAGUUGGGUUCUUCAAUUGAAAAGCAUAUGGUCACUGAGAAUGCAUUGAUCGUUAAUGAAUUCCUUCAUGGGCAACGUGUGUUUGUUGAUAAUUUCAAUGCCAUUGAUGAAGAUAAAAACAGCAUAAAUGCAAAAAUGAGAGAAAUAAUGGAGAAGGCUUUCUGGGAUGGGAUCAUGGAAUCCAUGAGACAGGAUGAGCCUGAUUUUGACCGGGUUAUUGAGCUUGUGAGGGAAGUGAGGGAUGAAAUAUGUGAGCUGGCUCCUCAAAGUUGGAGAGAAGAAAUAACUGAUGCUAUUGAUUUGGAAAUUCUUGCCCAGGUGCUGAAGUCAGGCAACCUGGACAUUCAUUAUCUUGGACGGAUUCUGGAAUUCGCUUUGAUCACUUUGCAGAAGCUCUCUGCUCCGGCCAAUGACGAUGAAAUGAAGGCUGCUAACCAAAGGUUAUUGAAAGAGUUAGCUGAGAUAUGUGAAGCCAGAGAGAACUCGGAGAAUUCUCCUGCCCUUGCAAUGAUAAAGGGUCUACGUUUUGUCCUAGAACAGAUUCAGGUUCUUAAGACAGAGAUAAGCAAAGCUCGUAUAAGGUUGAUGGAGCCAUUGUUAAAGGGACCCGCUGCUUUGGAUUACCUUAUGAAAGCUUUUACUAACUGUUAUGGCUCACCGUCUGAGGCGUGCUCGUCUUUACCAAUGACCAUGCGGUGGCUUUCAUCUGUCUCGAACUGCAAAGAUGAAGAGUGGGGAGAACAUCAAAAUUCUGUGUCAAAUUUGAAAGCAAAUGAUAGUUCAUCUCAAGAGCUUCUUACGUCCAUCACCCUUAAAACCGGUGGAAGCUAUAAUUCAAAAAAUUCAACCCAAAUUCCAUUUGUCAAUCCUAAUUCUUCUAAUGUAACAGGUCGAGAACAACCAGAAUGCAAGGGAGACAAAGUCGAUGUACUGGUUAGGCUCGGUUUGCUGAAGCUAGUAAGCGGAGUUUCUGGUCUAACACCGGAUGCUUUACCUGAAACCUUCAUGCUUAACUUCUCUAGAUUGCGGGGUGUUCAGGCCGAGAUUCAGAAGAUCAUUGUAAUAUCAACAAGCAUUCUUAUAUUUAGGCAAAUCCUCUCGAGCGAGCAAGCCUCUGACAUGGAAAGAACAAUAUCAAAUUGCACUGAACAGCUCUCGGAAUUCUUAAACUGUGUCGAAGAUGCAGAUAUUGAAGGGAUUGUUGACACAAUCAUCGGGACCUCAAGACAUGGUGACAAAGUAACAGAUGACAAAAACCUUCAGUUAAGGAAAUCUAUGAUGGCCAGGAUGCUAGCAAAGAGCUUGCAAGCUGAGGAUCCAGUGUUCAAAAAGGUAUCCCUUGCCGUUUAUUUAGCUUUCAGAGGGGUUGUAUUCGGCGGGAGCGGUACCCAUGGUAGAAAGUUAGCGGAAACUGUUCUCCGCCGAGUCGGGGCUGCUUCUCUAACCGAAAGGGUCGUGAAAGAAGCCAAGGUGUUGGUGGUUGCUGCCACAGUGUCUAUCGGGGUCCACGGACCAUGGUACGCAACCUUGAUUGGUACAUGUGAUUUGUGAAAAUAAUGGCAAUCUGUAAUGUAAAUAAUGUGUGUUUCAAAAUAUGGUUAGAAUGGAUUCUAUUAUAUUUCCUACGGUCUGUUCAAUAGAACCUAUAUUGUAAUGUAAAUAUUUUUUAGGUUUAUUGGAAAAAAAGAAGGGAUUUGUGUUGGCUUUUCUUUCUUUUCAUUGGGAAUAAGCCAAAAUGUAAGACGAAGUAUUUUAAUAUUAAUAAAUGUGUUUCUUAAAAUUUU
Messenger RNA from Gossypium raimondii (Peruvian cotton), 4087 nucleotides. RefSeq lists its product as uncharacterized. The record is from RefSeq and is a predicted model, not a curated record. NCBI's taxonomy places the organism in Eukaryota, Viridiplantae, Streptophyta, Magnoliopsida, Malvales, Malvaceae. Gene Ontology annotation, biological process: signal transduction. The transcript is spliced from 11 exons. Bases 492 to 3854 code for a protein of 1120 amino acids.